Molecule: messenger RNA, 1693 nt
Organism: Punica granatum (pomegranate)
Lineage: Eukaryota; Viridiplantae; Streptophyta; Magnoliopsida; Myrtales; Lythraceae
Source: RefSeq, a predicted model, not a curated record
GCACCUGAUGGACCUAUGGCUUUCCGAUACAUUUCGAGAUUGCACUUCGCUGUCCUGCCACCGUGCUUAGCUAUUUCGAGUCGACCCAACUGGACUCAUCUGAUGGGCUUUGGGCUGAACUUCAAUAGACAAAUGGGCCCAUUUUCAAGCCCAGACCCAACUGGGCUCAUCUGUACGCAACAAAAGUUCUAUAAUCAUCGACGCUCAACACCCAGCACACGUGUCAGCCCCACAAAGCUCCCGACAGAUUAUACAGCACCGGAAACGGAAAUGCCGGCUCUGACAUCAUCGGUGUUUCCACUCUUCCCUUUUCUCCGACGGAAUCGAACCCCAAGCAGACACUCACUCCCCGCCUCGAUCAGCUCCUCCUCUUCGUCAAUGGAACCUGACCAGAGCCGGAACCGGGUGGUCGUCUGCGGCGGCGGCGUGAUCGGCGUCUGCACCGCCUACUUCCUCUCCAAGAGGGGCGCCGCCGUGACCCUGGUGGAGAAAUCCUCCGUCGCAUGCGCUGCCUCUGGUAAGGCCGGCGGCUUCCUGGCCCUCGAUUGGUGUGACGGCGGCCCAGUUCAGAACCUGGCCCGGGCGAGCUUCGAGCUCCACCGCUCCCUCGCGGCGGAACUCAACGGCCCCGAGUCGUAUGGUUACCGCGCGCUCACCACCCUCGGGUUGACCGUCACGGAACCCCGAGAGAGGUCCGAUCCAGUCACUCCAUCUGGUUCGAAGGUCUCCGGUUUGCCCGAGUGGGUGGACGGGCCGGCCAAAGGAAUCCGUGUCAUCGGGUCGGACCAGACCACGGCGCAGGUCCACCCGCAGCUCUUCACUCGGACGUUACUGUCCAAGGCUGUGAACGAUUACGGGCUCGAGGUUGUGAUAGGGAAGGUACAGCAGGUCGAUACGGUAGGCGGGCGAGUCCAGGCGGUGGUGUUGGAGGGCGGGCAGGCCAUGGAGGCUGACAGCGUCGUCCUGGCGCUUGGGCCGUGGUCAGGGAAGUUCGGGCUUGUGUCGUCUCUUUUCGGGGUCUACGGGCUUAAGGCCCACAGCAUUGUGUUGGAGCCGAAACAGCCCGACGCAAUCACGGCACAUGCGCUAUUUCUGAGCUUCAUCCCCCGGGACGGGGGAUUGCCGAUGGACCCGGAAGUGUAUCCUCGUCCUACAGGCGAAGUGUACAUAUGCGGUAUGUCCUCUCGGGAAGAAGUGCCCGACGAUCCUGAGCAAAUCAGAGGCAAACCGGAGUCCAUCAAAGUGCUGAAGGAAGUGGCCCGGGCCGUCUCAACCCAGCUGGAUGAAGGGGAGGCUCGAGUAAGGGCAGAGCAGGCAUGCUUCCUGCCCUGCACGGAUGACGGCAUUCCCGUCAUUGGGGAGCUUCCUGAUGUGAAGGGGUGUUAUGUGGCCACAGGACACAGCUGUUGGGGCAUCCUCAAUGGUCCUGCCACGGGGGCUGCCAUGGCUGAGCUCGUGCUAGACGGGCGGGCUGGUAUCGUGGACCUAACUCGGUUCAGCCCCUCGAGAUUUGUUUCCAGUAGAAAGAAAUAAUAUGCAGCGAGUUCCUGACUACGGUUCUCCAUUCAUGAAUUCUACUUUUAGCACGUGUACUGUCAAUUUGCCUGGAUCGUGUAGAUUAUACCAAUAAAUCGGGUGCCUUAAUUAAUAAUUAACAUUGAUUCAAGAAAUGAACUACUCCGCAUUUGGUCUC